This is a messenger RNA of Caenorhabditis sp. 36 PRJEB53466, 448 nucleotides long. The record is from the annotation of a GenBank genome assembly. NCBI's taxonomy places the organism in Eukaryota, Metazoa, Nematoda, Chromadorea, Rhabditida, Rhabditidae.
AUGAACAGGAGCUCCGUUCUGGCCGCAAUCGCCGGAAUGUGCGGAUCGAUUGGAGCAGUCUCGGGGAAGUUGGCAUUCGAUUCAGAAGUGGACCAUUACGCAGUUAGAACUGAAACCCCUUUCAAGAAAGAGAAAAGAAUUCAGAAGGUGUCGUGUGUGCUCGUUUUUCUCGUUUCGAACAUCGUCAUGUGGGCCACGUACACCCGUUCGCUGGCGCUUUCGGACUGCACGAGCACUCCGAUGCUUAUCAAUAUGGCCUGCAACUUCGCGUUGACCGUCAGUUUUCCUCCCAAAGUCGUUUCCCGAAUGUGCUCGUUUGCAGGGCGUUCUCGGCAGUCUUCUUUUCUCCGAAUCCCAUUCCAUCUACUGGUGGAUUUCCCUUUCCGCGCUCAUCCUCGGACUCACUCUGAUGCUCAGUCCUUCCCGAAAAGACGACAAACACAACUAG